Molecule: messenger RNA, 1076 nt
Organism: Tribolium madens (black flour beetle)
Lineage: Eukaryota; Metazoa; Arthropoda; Insecta; Coleoptera; Tenebrionidae
Gene: ImpE3
Exons: 4
Coding region: 115-972 (285 amino acids)
Source: RefSeq, a predicted model, not a curated record
AAGUGCCAGCCGAAGAACAGUUAUUUCCAGUUGCCCUGUAUAAAACACAAUUAGACUGCCUUCGUCGAUGAAUGUUAAACAAGACAGUAUGCUUCUGAGUGUCUGCACACUAAAAUGUACCACAUUUUGUUGAUGUUGUUUUGCGCUCAGACAUGUGUGGGAGGACCUCCUAAGGUCGAAAAUAAACCAACUUUAUUGGACUCGUUUAUCCCUGCGAGUAUGCAGAUCAUUGCACAUGUUACCGAACUUAUGAAGUUUGAUCUCAAACCUACGACUGGUACCACUACUACCACUACAACGACAAUGCGACCAACUCGGCCUCACAAGCCCGGAAUUUAUGCUCCGGAAGCGCCACCAGGACCGGAAACCUAUUUUGCCAAAGGGUUCACAUAUGAGGAGUAUGUAGAUAGACUCAAGUACCCGAGUGGGUACAACUAUUUUGACAGAUACAAGUUUCCCGUGGAAGAAGAAGGCAGAAGUCUUGGUGACGAUGUACCUCAAGAAAUCGAUCUAGUUUUAGGUAAAAGAUUAGGUGAUUUAUUACGACUGGUCAAUAGUAUUGAAGAAGUAACCGACAUCGAAGACCAAGAUCGGCAAGUACAAGAUUUUUCGAAUUUGUACGACGAUUCGGAUUUCAGAGUAUUGCUUUUGCGACAAAAGAAAAAGCCUCCAACUAGAGCUUACGUCGCGCUUUUAUCGCUUUAUGACCUCUUGAACAAAGAGUCGAAAAAACUAGGUCUAAAUAAAUACAGCGGUUAUUCUCAGAAAAUCUUAGCUGAGCUUGCGGAAAUUUCGACAGGGACAUCUUCAGAUCAACUGCACGCCGUCCUAUCAAAAGUGGUUCAAAGAAGAGACACAGCUAACCCUCAAAUUAUCAAACGAAUCAAUGAUCUCAUCAAAGACUUAGAAGAAAGUAGCAGUUACAUAAAUGUUGCGUUGCGAUAUAUCCCUCCCUUACCCUUUGUUUUAUAAAGAUUUUUUUUAACAAUAAGUGUUCAAACAUUGGCUACAAUUGUAAAAAAAAUGUACAUUGAAUGAUGUAAAAUUAUUGUAAAAAAAUAAAUUAUCUUGCCGAA